Musa acuminata AAA Group (dessert banana) is the source of this 1404-nucleotide messenger RNA. Its product is annotated as isopentenyl-diphosphate Delta-isomerase I-like. The record is from RefSeq and is a predicted model, not a curated record. Gene Ontology annotation, biological process: isopentenyl diphosphate biosynthetic process; isoprenoid biosynthetic process. NCBI's taxonomy places the organism in Eukaryota, Viridiplantae, Streptophyta, Magnoliopsida, Zingiberales, Musaceae. The transcript has 6 exons. Bases 555 to 1262 code for a protein of 235 amino acids. Gene Ontology annotation, molecular function: isopentenyl-diphosphate delta-isomerase activity. Gene Ontology annotation, cellular component: cytoplasm.
AGUCUGCUCUCUGUUUCUACCAUGUUUGUCUUCUAAGACUUCUUUUAGAUCUCCAAACCUCCCAAGUUGAAAUCUUGAUGCGAUUUAAUGGCUUGUCUUCUGGUUUUGAACAUUGGUAACGUAUCAAGUUGACUUUUUGGCGUUGAUUCUGAACUUUCAUGGCUGCCAAAAGGUUCUUCGCUCUGCUUUUCAUCGACGUUCUACUGUCCCCGGUUUCGAUCGUGUUCGAUUCGUACUCGCCCAAUCUGAAAGUUCGUCUUUCUAUACUCAGCACCACCAUUUGAUCUGGAACUUGGUACAUGUAUCUGCUCGGAGAGAAGAUAUGGUGCCAAAAGGAGACGGAUUCGUACAUGCACGGACGGAUUCAUCCCGCCAUGUCUGCCUCACCAGCCUACUGACCUGAAUUUAUUUCCCUGCCCCUCGCCUUCUGCUCUCCCCUUGCAGCUUGCCGCUCCUCGCUUCCGAGACCUGCUCCUUCGUCCGCUCGCCCCUCCGAGACAGUAUCCGCCAUUGCCGACGACGCCGCCGUGUCGGUCAUAGCUGACGCCGCCGCCAUGGAAGCCGUCGCUGAUGAUGCCGCCAUGGACGCCGUCCAAAGGCGCCUUAUGUUCGAGGACGAAUGCAUUUUGGUGGAUGAGCAAGACAACGUCGUUGGACAUGAAUCUAAAUAUAACUGCCAUCUGAUGGAAAAUAUUGAGUCUCAGAAUGUGCUCCAUAGGGCUUUUAGUGUUUUUCUCUUCAACUCAAAGUAUGAGUUGCUACUUCAGCAAAGGUCUGCAACAAAAGUAACAUUUCCAUUGGUGUGGACAAACACCUGCUGCAGUCAUCCUCUUUAUCGGGAAUCCGAACUUGUCGAGGAGAACUUCUUAGGGGUCAGAAACGCUGCACAAAGGAAGCUAUUCGAUGAACUCGGAAUACCCGCGGAAGACUUGCCUGUCGAUCGAUUCACUCCUCUCGGUCGCAUGCUCUACAAGGCGCCAUCUGAUGGAAAAUGGGGGGAGCACGAGCUGGAUUACCUGGUCUUUGUGGUUACUGAUGUGAAGCUGCUUCCCAACCCGGACGAAGUCGCGGAUGUCAAGUACGUCAACAGGGAGCAGCUGAAGGAGCUGCUGGAGAAAGCAGAUGCCAGCGAGGAGGGUGUUAAGCUUUCUCCCUGGUUUAGGCUGGUGAUCGAUAACUUUCUGAUGAAGUGGUGGGACUGUGUGGAGAGUGGCACUCUGCCGGAGGUAGCAGACAUGAAGACCAUUCAUAAACUGGUUUAGGAAUUGUUGGACGAUGUGAUGAUGAUCCUGCGGAAACUGAGGGAACUCUGAUAAAAUAGUGUUGACCAUGCGGAAGUAGUUUAUAAUAUAUAUCCUGCCCAUGCCGUUGACUGUGGACAGUUUAAUCUUAUCAAAUUUGGUA